GAUCUUUUCGACGGCUUCAGUAUCUACAGUUCUCGCAUCCCCGGCAUCUCACCGGCACCUCAGGAGAACUCCAACAUCUACGGCGAUGCGUUCUUCUUCAACGGCAUGGGCAUCCGUUACCCCAUCAUAGCCAACGAGGAAUUCUUCAAGAAGUUCGCCAAGGAGAUGCGGAAGAACGAGGAUGUGUACUUCGUAAUACGAUCACGACUUGCUCCUCGGCAGCAUGGCGUCUUCUUUGGAGUGUACUCCAGUAAUUACUACUCACCCGAUAGCUUCAGAUCCCCACUCAGGUUCGAGCUCUCCUACAACGGAACAAAUGGAGGAAAAUUGGUACUCAAAUACCGAAUAGGAGACCAGCAGCGCCAGGCGGAGUUCGCCAACCUCCCGAUCGUCGACGGCGACUGGCAUACCAUCCUCCUCCAGUUCCACUCCGAGCGAUCCGGUACGACCCUCACACUCUAUGUCGACUGCAGGCUCGCUAAACAGAUGGACAUCGAUGACAGGUUGUCACGGGUCUUUUCCCGGACGGUUAUCGACGGUUCGGAGAUGAGACUGGGCCAGGCCGGUUACGGCAUGACUGCAAACCCGUUGAAGGGUACGAUCCAGAAUGCUAAAUUUGUAUAUGGCGGUCCGAUCAUCGACGUACUUCAUUUGCUGUCGUGCAGUCUCUCAACGGAGCCAAAGCCAUUGGAUGUCGAUGGAUGGCCUGGUGCGACGGUUUUGAUGGAUGCUUUCCAAUCCUUAUCUAAUACACUUAUGGUCUUGAAAAAUGGCAUGGAUGAGCAAACCCGUGAAAUUCAACAUCUUAGACACACCUUAGAAAACUGCAGGAUGUGUGAGCGAACCGAUUAUUUUACCUCAGGUCCUCAGACAAUCAUCCGACAUGGCUGUAGCUCCAACCCCUGCUUCCCCGAUGUCAUGUGCUUCGAUGAGCCCGAUGGUCUUGGGUAUCGGUGUGGUCCGUGCCCUGCAGGAUAUCGUGGAAACGGCACCCAUUGCUACGAUAUCAAUGAGUGUCUUGAAGCUUACCCUUGUUCAGACGUCGUGGAUUGUAUCAACCUAAUGCCCGGCUUCCGGUGCCCACCAUGUCCCGAAGGCUUUAUUGGUCUUGGUUUAGAGGGAAUCGGUCUUGAAGCCGCUGUAAGGAACCGACAGCUUUGCGAUGAUAUCAACGAAUGCGAAAGAAAUAACGGUGACUGUGUGCCAAACUCGUACUGUCUCAAUACAAGGGGUUCGCAUAUUUGCGGUGACUGUAUGCAUGGAUUUGAGGGAAAUCAGACGGUUGGCUGCAAAGAGAGAAAUACAUGUCCGAACGGUACCCCUAGUCCAUGCCAUCCGAAGGCCGAGUGCAUCAUACAUCGGAAUAACGCUUACACAUGCGAGUGUAUUAUUGGCUGGGCUGGUGACGGCUACGAUUGUGCUAUCGAUACCGAUCUGGACGGCUUUCCCGAUAACGAACUCCCGUGUACCGACAAGCAUUGCAGAGCUGAUAACUGCGUGCAUAUCCCGAACAGCGGGCAAGAAAAUCAAGAUGGCGACGAAAUGGGUGACUUGUGUGACCCGGAUGCAGACAACGAUGGAGUUCGCAAUGGUCCAGACAACUGCCCUCUCGUGGCGAACCCCGACCAGCUGAAUGUGAACGAUGAUGAUGAGGUAGGCGAGCGAUGUGAUAACUGCCCGAUGACGCCGAACCCCAAGCAGAUUGAUACCGAUAAAGACGGAAGGGGCGACGAAUGCGACGAUGACAAAGACGAUGACGGAAUACUGAAUAUCCAUGAUAACUGCGAGCUUGUCCCGAACAGGCUUCAAGAAGAUACUGACGGGGACGGUCAUGGCGAUGCGUGUGAUAACUGUCCGAUGCAUUACAAUCCAGAUCAGAAUAACACGGAUUCUGAUCUUCUUGGAGACAUAUGCGAUAACAACGAGGAUGCGGAUGACGAUGGUAUUCAAGACAAUUUAGACAACUGCCCUAAGAUUCCGAAUAAUCCCCAACUGGACUCUGACGGUGAUGGCAUUGGUGAUGCGUGCGACGACGAUGAUGACAACGACGGCGUUUACGACAUCGUAGACAACUGCAGAAUAGUUCCCAACCCGGAUCAGGCAGAUUUCAAUCAGGAUGGUAUUGGUGACCGAUGCGACAGUGAUUUUGAUCGCGACGGCGUGGAUGAUCCCUACGAUGCUUGCCCAGAGAACCCCAACAUCUUCAGCACCGAUCUCCGAACCUACCAGACAGUCGUCCUAGAUCCUGAAGGCGAGGCCCAAGUCGACCCCAAGUGGAUCGUCUUUGACGAGGGUCGUCAGAUCAUGCAGACCAUCAACAGCGAUCCGGGACUCGCCAUUUCCUACCAGGCCUUUGACGGGGUGGACUUCGAAGGGACCUUCUACGUCAACACCCGAACGGAUGAUGACUUCGCAGGCUUUGUCUUCGGAUACCAGGACUCGGCUAGCUUCUACGUUCUGAUGUGGAAGCAAGGUCCGCAGACCUACUGGGAGGCCGCCCCCUUCAGGGCCGUUGGUGAACCGGGUUUCCAGCUGAAGGUUAUCAAGUCGGAUACUGGCCCAGGCGAGAUGAUGAGAAACGCUCUAUGGCAUACAGGAGAUACGCCGGGACAGGCACGUCUUCUUUGGAAGGAUCCAAAUAACCAUGGUUGGAAGGAUCACGUGGCCUACAGGUGGAGGGUCAUACACAGACCUUCCAUAGGACUCAUUAGAGUAAAGUUGUACGAAGCAGACACGUUGGUGGCUGACUCCGGGUUCCUCCGGGACACGACGAUGAGAGGAGGAAGGAUUGGUUUGUUCUGCUUCUCACAAGAAGAUAUCAUCUGGGCCAGAAUAACCUACAAAUGUAACGAUAAUAUACCGGAGGGCGUGGUCUUCUGAGGGGUCGAUGACGUCACAGUCCUUACAAGACGACUUCCCGACAAUAUGAAUCUUACAGUCAAGCCAACUUUGUUUGUUGAACAAAGAACAAAAAGUAAACGGAAUGAAAAGUAAAACUUCAUUCAUGAACUUUGAAAGAUACUUGAAAUAGAGUAUAUGAACAAGAGGCAAACGACACUUUUCGUGACAAUUUUGUAUAAAAUUUGUCCUGAUGUGGGUCGUUGAUUAAACAAAAUUUAUAUGAUGAAUGCGAGGAAAGAAGAAUUAACAGUACUUUAUUCUUGGCUUAAAAACUUUUACAUGCAUUCAGGUCGAAUGCGUUGAAUAAAAAAGAAGAGAUUCUUAUUCAGAAUGUAAGUUUCAAAUCCAAAAUUUGUAUUCUUCAUUAAUCUUUGUUUUCUUUUGGGAUCGUUUUCCACUUACCCUACUACUGUUUGUCUUCCGUACUCGAGUAAAAUAUUAUUUGAUUUAUUAAUUAAUGCCUUCUUUCAUUGAAAUUUAAGUACAAAUAUUUGCGUAACAGCACAAGUUUUCUAUCAGUUCUUUUUUCUAGAGUAAAGGUAGAUUAAUUUAAUGGGAUAUUUCAAUGUCUUUAAUAUCAAUCUCGUCAUUUAAUCGAAAAUAAAAUUUGAUACGUAGUUUGUAUUGACUUUGGAGUGUUCAAUUUUUGUAUAUGUAAUUAUAGGAACGAGUUUUUAAUUGGUUAUGCAUUAAUGUACAAACAAUAUAUAAUUGAUGAACCUUGGUUUUACUCCAGAUCAAGCAGCAAAUUUUGUUCUUAUCAAAACAUUUUAAGAAGUAUUUUUAUUUUUUACUGUGAGUACUUUUAUAAAACUUAAGAUUAUAGAUAGGAUCCAGCCAUGAAUAUUAAAUUAAGUUAUUAAAUGAAAAUAAUCACGGAGGUCAUAAAAUAAUUUUUGAUAUUCAUAUAUAUUUUUUAUCGUGCAAUUGUUGAGUUUUACUUUGUUAUUAUAAGUACAGGUGUAUAAGUAGGGCAGGGUUUUAAGUGACAAUUUGUUUGUGACUAUUAAUUAAGUUAUGGAUUAAAUUUGUUUAUUAUACAUUUUGUACAUACGUUUGAGAAUGAUUAGACAAUGUAAAUGUGCAUGUGUUUGUGUUAAAACUAGCUUUAAUGACACUCAUUGAUACUUCAAAUGAUUUUCAGUAAUUGCUUUGAGACGUAUUUGGAUGGUCAGAACAAGUGAAAAAGGAAAAUAAAGUUUUCGGAAUUUUGUAAACAUUUCGCAUCGUAUUAAACUUAGCUUAAACUACAAACGCAAGUUGAACACUGGAAACACAUAUUUUUUAUAUCAUAAUAUUGACAUGUACUUUAUGAAAUGUACAUAGUGCUCAAAAUAAUCAUUUUCGAAGCGCGUAUUGAUGUAAAUCAAUACAGAUGAAAUCAAAUAUUUCUAUUCCGAACAUUAAAAGGGCCCAUUUUGACUCUAUCUAUUUUGACUUCUGAUAUAAACAAUACUGUAUAAAUCAUUUUAUUAUGCAUAUGAAUGUUAAAAAUGACUGAUUGAUUUGUAAUUAUAUUUGUGAUAUUUACAAAAUAAAUAAAAACAUAUAAAGUUAAUUCCAACAAAAGUUA
Messenger RNA from Lytechinus pictus (painted urchin), 4474 nucleotides. Its product is annotated as cartilage oligomeric matrix protein-like. The coding region runs from base 106 to 2880 and encodes 924 amino acids. The record is from RefSeq and is a predicted model, not a curated record. Gene Ontology annotation, molecular function: calcium ion binding. Gene Ontology annotation, biological process: cell adhesion. Gene Ontology annotation, cellular component: extracellular region. Lineage: Eukaryota; Metazoa; Echinodermata; Echinoidea; Temnopleuroida; Toxopneustidae. The transcript has 22 exons.